Metarhizium album ARSEF 1941 is the source of this 1182-nucleotide messenger RNA. RefSeq lists its product as uncharacterized. The coding region runs from base 1 to 1182 and encodes 393 amino acids. NCBI's taxonomy places the organism in Eukaryota, Fungi, Ascomycota, Sordariomycetes, Hypocreales, Clavicipitaceae. The transcript has a single exon. The record is from RefSeq and is a predicted model, not a curated record.
AUGCCCGUCAACCAUGUUGUGCUCGCCUCGGGCGCCGUCGUGGCCGUGUCGGUAGCUCUCGCUGCCGCCAUGGCCAUGUAUGAGAACCCGGAAUUACGACGGUACGCAGACGAUAUUCGACGCCGCAUCGCUGUGGCCCUUCGCUCGUUGGGUGACGGCAUCAACCCACCCGAGCGGGCCCCACGGUUCAACAGACCCGAGGAUGCGGAUGGCUUCCUGCAGUCGAGUCGUGGCGCCGGUGCAGAGCCCGGUGUCGACGCUGACGAGGCCACUCGUCGCCGACAACGCGAGGAGUUGCUGUAUUGGAACUCGGUGCUGCUGAAGAAGAAGGAAGACGAAUCCGCCCCCCGACUGCCGCCCGCUCUGCCUCUGGCCGAAUCGUGGAGAGCCCGGACGGGAACCUGUGCGUCGUCAUUUGAUGAUUUUCUUCGACAGGAUGAGAAUGCCGAACAAGGCACGUACGUCUUCAAUACCGGAGCCGAUAUUCGCGAUUCGCAGAGCAAUCCUCGUCACCGGGCGCCAGCUGCCGCGCCUGCGGCAGCGCCUGCGGCAGCAUCGGCGUCGCUCUAUGCAAACCCCUUCGCCGACGAGCACUGUAUUGCAAACGACCAAGCCGAGUACCUCUCCGCAGCGUAUGCCCUCCCACCAAGACAAGAGCACAUGUCAGAUAUCUACAGCGCAACGACCCGCGAGAACGACGACGUCCAAUCUCGCACGUUGGACAGCUCUCCUGCACUUAUUGAACUAUCAGUCCCCGGUUUCGGGGAGCUCCAUCAGCAGCUCUCGUCGGCGCCAUCGCCACCACCAACACUCGAGCGACACCUCGCCCAGAAUGAAUACAUGUCUGCUGGCCAGGACGACAGGCAAGAUGCUUACGCCUCCAUCCAGGCCUGGGCUCACGACUCUAGUCGGAAUUUUUACUCGCCCCUGCCAGAGACGCCUGUUGCUCCGGUUUCUGAGCCAGAGAUUGUCAGUGACGGGCAGUUGACGCCUACGGAUUCGGUGUCCAUCAUAGGGUCAGGAGAAGAUGCCGGCAACGACGGCAGACGGGAGAGACCAUUUGACGUCAUGAGUGAAAGCGAGGGCAUGCUGACACCAGCCAGUUGGUCAGAGGUUGGGAGUGUUGUCAGCGAGACUGAAGGUCAUGGCCACGACGGUGCGAAUCUCUCUCUCCAUGGGUAA